GCCUACCCAGGGGACACAGUCUACCCAAGGGACACAGUCUAACCAAGGCACACAGUCUACCCAAGGGACACGAAAAGAACCUGUUGCACCAUCUUCAAGUUCUUUGGCAGCAUCAGAAUGCACGCCAGCGACAUCCCAGGCGGAUGCUGCAGCAUUCCAGCAGAAUGCUAAGUGCUUUUCAGAGACAACACCUACGCCACAAUCAAAUAAUGUGUGUUCAGGCGCACCACAAACACCGACGGUAGGUUUUGAAACACUCAAAGUCCAGCGAAAAGAUCCCGAAAUUGUGAAGCUGAACACUAAGUCAAAUUUUUUCCAUCCCAAAACAACACCGGACAGCACGCACUUUAAACACUCGACCGGCAUUGCUCAGUCCAAAAAGAAUUCUCACUAUUCGCAGCCUAAAC
Lymnaea stagnalis (great pond snail) is the source of this 407-nucleotide messenger RNA. Lineage: Eukaryota; Metazoa; Mollusca; Gastropoda; Lymnaeidae. The record is from the annotation of a GenBank genome assembly.